AUGGCGCCGUCAGAAGAAUGGGUGCUAAACACACCACUGCCUCUUGGUGAUGACUGGGUUCCCAUAUGUCAAUACCUGGAUAUUGACUUUUCCCUCGAUCACUUCUUGUUGGCCAUGGACAAUCUUAUCCGUGAACCCAACAUCAACUCGACAGUGAUCAUGCGUGCCGAUAUCCUCAAGGAACGCCGACUGGAUCAGGAUCCCAAGCUUACAUUUGACGCUGAACUGACUGAACUUCCAGAUUUCCCUGGUUCGGAACUGCUGGAGCCGCUCCAUCGCAAUAUAGACGAUACCGACUUGCGACAGCCUCCUAUCGCCCUUGAUCUCAAUACAACGCAUGAAGUCGUCCGGCGUAUCAUACCGCGUAAUCCUUUCAAGGAUUACAUCAUUAAUCAGACGUGUCUUGUGGCUAGAGACGACAAGCAAGGCCUCGUUGUCUACGUACCUCAUAUCAGCGAGGCAUCCGAAACCCCGUUUUACCUCCCACCGGUACAGGCCAUUGGGAUCUUCUACGGACAAUUAACCACCGAUGCAACGAAAACAGGGCUUAGUAUCCACUAUAUCCCGUUCGGGUACGAGAAAGGUCCCGAGGCAGUUGCAGCGCUUCGUGCUUCAGACAUCAGCAGCAGACCCCAGCGCAUUGCGUUAAGACUUUUGAAUACUGCUGCCAAACACUCACUAGGACGGAAGACGGGCUAUGCUAAGCGAGUCAACCACGAUAAAGUGGUGCCGCGAGUCAACUUCCAAAACCGGUACUUGGCACUCAAACAGAAGUAUGCCGAUCACCUUGUGAACAAUUGGCAAGAAAACACCGAUCCACGCAAACACGUGUUUGAAGACUUGGCUAUUGCUGCUUUCCUCAUUGAAUUCUGGGCUAUCGCCUACGAAAAUCCCAAAGAGCAAAUGCAAUUUCGCGAUUUGGGGUGUGGUAAUGGCUUGUUGGUCUACAUUUUAUUGCAGGAGGGCUACAAGGGUGAAGGUAUUGACGCUAGAGCACGGAAACUGUGGAGCUCAUACCCAGAGCUGGUUCAAAGUCAGCUCAAGGAACAAGUAAUCAUCCCUCAGAUGCUCCUUAAGCCUCACCCGGCGGUGCAAAAGGUGGCUCCUCAUAUCACCGACAAUGGCCGGAUGUUCCUUGUGCCUGAUUUCACCCUCAACACCGAUACCUACUGCUCUGCUGGCAGUCUCUUGGAAAGUCCACGAGUGUGCACGGCUGAGUUUCCUCCAGACACCUUCAUCAUUGGCAACCACAGUGAUGAGUUGACCUGUUGGAUUCCACUUUUAGGGUACCCGUUCAUUGUAAUUCCCUGUUGUCUGCACGCCUUAAGUGGAGCUAAAUUCAGAUUCCCACUGAAACGAGCUUAUUUUGCUUCAGGUAAUGGCGUCUCUAGUGGCAACUCACAGUACGGGGCUCUUGUUGACCAUGUUGAGGAUUUAGCUACGCAAAUGGGGUGGCAGGUGGAGAAAGAAAUGCUUCGCAUCCCCAGUACAAGAAACGCUGCCAUCAUUGCGACUAAGCAUACCCCAGCUUGGUCCCAAUUGAAUGACGACGCAAAGGAGAUUCGCGUCCACGACGUCAUACACCUUGAAGGCGGUGCUGAGGGGUGGGUACAAAACUCGGUGGCAUUAAUGAAGCGAGCACCUCGUGGGCACUGA
This is a messenger RNA of Diutina rugosa, 1656 nucleotides long. RefSeq names its product tRNA (uracil) methyltransferase. The record is from RefSeq and is a predicted model, not a curated record. Gene Ontology annotation, molecular function: tRNA (uridine) methyltransferase activity. Gene Ontology annotation, biological process: tRNA methylation. Bases 1 to 1656 code for a protein of 551 amino acids. The transcript has a single exon. Lineage: Eukaryota; Fungi; Ascomycota; Pichiomycetes; Serinales; Debaryomycetaceae.